CGAUGUUGUAUCAACUAUUGCACUCUGGGUUGUUGAAACCAACACAGCGGGUCGGAAGUCGUAGCGGUCCACUCGAGACCCCGCGAUGAGAGGAGGGGAGCAGUGUCGGAAGGCACACCGAGCGCUAGAGGGAAGCUUCUCGUAGGACGUCGGACAUCUCACCCCGGGCGGAUUCAAAGCAAGUGAAGUUUGCUAAUGCUAGUUAGCCAUGCUAGCUAGCUAGCAACAGCUGUACAGACGCUGCAUGGGAUGCGAAGUGCGGACUCGCCUCGUCCAAGAUUAUCACCUCUGCUCUUUUUUUCGUGUGCUUUGUUUCAAGCUAACGACUGGGUGACCGGUUGCCCGCUAAGUCAACCUUAGCGUGUUAACUCGCCUUUUGCCAAAAGCUAGCUAUGUCUUGGCUAUAACGUUAGCAUGCCGUCAUUUUUCGUCACGACUAACGUUUGCUAGUCGAGCGGACCCGCAGUUAACGUUACUUUCCGGCGUUACUUUCACGCGUCUUGGACCGUUGUUUAGUGUCCAAAAGCUACCACGUAAUCUUGAGUACAGAUAUGGUGAUACAUGGAGGUUAUGCAGAGUGUUAUCGAUUCGCCUCUCCGACUUCCCAAGAAACGGCUAACUGGUUAGCAGUGUAACUUUUUUCCCCUUUCACCGUGUCCACUCCAACUCAGCAGGCAGCGGCUGCAGCUCUUUCGACCGCUUAGCCGAUCGCUCGUCCGCGAAGCAAGCAAGCUGGCGACUCUCCGGGUAGACGCGGAUGAUAAGGAGUUGGGAGCGAUGGCCUGGGUGCUGAAGAUGGACGACGCCACCAUCGAGUCUGGGCUGGUGCACGACUUCGAUGCCAGCCUGUCAGGCAUCGGGCAGGAGCUGGGGGCUGGCGCCUACAGUAUGAGUGAUGUGCUGGCUCUGCCCAUAUUCAAGCAGGAGGACUCCAGUCUGCCUCCUGACGGUGAGACCAAAAAUCCCCCAUUCCAGUAUGUGCUGUGCGCUGCCACCUCGCCUGCUGUCAAGCUGCAUGAUGAAACGCUCACAUACCUAAACCAAGGCCAGUCUUAUGAGGUGCGUUUAUUGGACAACAGGAAGUCAGGGGAGUUACCAGAGCUCAACAACAAGAUGGUGAAGAGUAUAGUGCGAGUGGUGUUCCAUGACCGUCGGCUGCAGUACACAGAGCACCAGCAGCUGGAGGGCUGGAAGUGGAAUCGUCCUGGUGACCGUCUCCUUGACAUUGAUAUCCCCAUGUCAGUGGGCAUUGUGGAGCCCAAGACCAACCCCUCCCAGCUCAACGCUGCAGAGUUCCUCUGGGACAUAAACAAGAGAGCAUCUGUCUUUGUACAGGUGCAUUGUAUUAGUACAGAGUUUACUCCCAGGAAGCACGGUGGGGAGAAGGGCGUUCCCUUCAGAAUCCAGAUAGACACCUUCACUGAGGGAGACAGUGGAGAGUACACUGAGCACCUCCACUCAGCUUCCUGCCAAAUUAAAGUCUUCAAGCCAAAAGGGGCGGAUCGCAAGCAGAAGACGGACAGGGAGAAAAUGGAAAAGCGCACAGCUCAAGAAAAGGAGAAGUACCAACCCUCCUAUGAUACCACUAUCCUGUCAGAGAUGAGGCUUGAGCCCAUCAUAGAGGAUGCAGGCGACCACGAGCUGAAAAAGUCCAGCAAGCGGACACUACCCGCUGACUGUGGCGACUCCCUGGCCAAGAGAGGCAGUUGUUCCCCAUGGCCAGACACCGCUUAUGUCAGCACCAACCAGGCAGCUACUCCCUCCUUCACCUCCGCCCCCCUGUCUACAUAUACAGCCUCAUCUGUGCCAGACAGUGACUCCUCAUCUCCAAAUCACCAGGCGGACCCUGUCAGCCAUGGCAACACAGAGCAGUUGAGUCCUACAGCCUCCAUACAGGACACCCAGAAAUGGCUGGUCAAAAACCGCUUCAAUUCCUAUACACGACUAUUUUCCCACUUCUCAGGUUCUGAUUUGUUGAAGCUGACCCGGGAUGACCUGGUCCAAAUUUGUGGACCAGCAGAUGGGAUCAGACUCUUCAAUGCACUUAAAUCCAGGUCAGUGCGUCCAAGGUUGACAGUCUAUGUCUGUCAAGAGUCUCCUAGUGAGAGUCCCCUGCUGGAGAGACGUGGUAACAACGAGAAUGGCGAUCAUAGCAACCCCUCCAGUUUGUACGUAUACCACGCUUUGUACCUGGAGGAGCUAACGGCAGCAGAGCUUAUCAGCAAGAUGGCAUGUGUGUGUAGCGUUCCUCUGGGAAAGAUUAACCAGGUGUAUCGACAGGGCCCCACAGGCAUACACAUCCUACUUAGUGACCAGAUGGUUUACAACUUGUCUGAUGAGAGCUGUUUUUUGAUCAGUACUCUCAAAGAUGAAUCGGGGGAAGGAUUCCAUCUGAUCCUGAAGUAGCAAAGAAACUGCAGACGAACCCUUUGUUCUAGAGCAGAAGCUCCCCUCCCUCUGUCUCCUCCUCUAUCCUGCAUACCCCCCCUGUUCCUUUCUCGUUGUCACUCUUUCUCUCUCUCUCUCUAAACGUUCUCGUUGCUCGAUGGAAGGCAGGGAGACUGAACUAAGCCAUGUAAAUGUUAGAAUCUGACAUGGGUGGGUCCGUUGUUUCAUAUUGAAAACACUAUUAAUGGGGGAGAUGAUUUGAAAGAGAAGAGAUGGGGGGCUGUUGUUUUGGGGAGGGUGAAAGUUUUUAAUGCGCUAUGUACGUUAAUUUUAUUUUUUUAUUUUUAUUUUUUUUUUGUCUGCCUUUUUUUAUAUGGUUCUGUGUCGGAAAAGGAGGAUGUAGAAAAGAGUGUAACGGCCUCAUCAAUCCCCACAAAAUGGGGAAUUUUUUUUUGACCCCCCCCAACACACACACACACACACACACACACCACUUACACAAAACCUGUACCAGGCCAGUAUUUGAUAUCCUAAUUGCUGAAAAGUGUACAAUUUCAAUUGACGUAUACAUAGAGGGAAACCUAACCUACUCAGCAUGCUUUUGCAUUUAGUUAGCCUUUGCUAAUGCUUUGAGGUUGUGGCCUUAGUGAAACCACACCCUUUGGUGAUUCAGCCGAGAUAAUUAUGUUAAUUUCUGGAGAAUUCUGGGUCUCAACAGAGUUAAAUUUUGUUGACUGGUUUCAUAUGUGGAAGGUGUCACUAUCAUUCUUAAAGGAAUUUUUUAAAGUUGUCAAACAGUCAACAUUUCUCAUAUUACACCACAUGUUGUAAUAUGAAGUCAUUUUUAAGGCAAGUGAUGUCUAGUCAUAUCUCUCUACUGAUCUCCUUCCUGCAAUGACGUGACUUCACCUGAUCAAAUCUAAAAUGUAUGUCUGCUUGGCUGAUGCUGUUAUUGUUUUAGUUAAUGCUUUAUGGAGAAAUUCUUCCUGUUACUUUCAUUUCAGUGACACAUUUCGGUGCCAUACUGGCUUUUAAUUAUGGUCAGCCUCCACACGCGAGCACACAUACACACAUACCUUGUUUUGACUUUUGAUUUUUUUUGAUUUUUUUUUUUUGUAUGACCUUGAAAUGCUGAUCAGCGCAGGGGUUUUUUUGUUUCUGUUUUUUGUUUUUUUGUUUGUUUGUUUUUGUUUUUUUCCCCUCCCCCACGCCUUCUGGAAUUUUGGCCAUGAUUUUUCAGGAAUCUGUCCAAUUACUUGUGUGUUAGAGGCAGGAUGAAAGACACUUCUGUAGAAUAUGAAUGAGCAUGAAGCCCCCACUCAAGAAGAGCAGUGACGCCUAUCCGAAACUCUUUAUCAAACGGACCAAACAGGUUUUGCAUAGGUAGGAUGUCUCCAAGGUAAAUCUUCAUUGGUUCUGUACAGAAGCGUCAGAAUUAUUCAGAGUGUUGCGGACGGAAAAUAAAGAACUUUAUCUAGUGGAAUUACUUGUGUACUGCAUGUUCCAUUUAAUGAACCCUCCAUACCGCAAUCUCUGGUAGAAAUGUGUCACUGCAGCGGCAGGGUUACGAGUCUUUUCCUGUAGACUAAAGAAAUUGUGUGUGUGUGUGUGUGUGUGUGUGUGUGUGUGUGUGUGUGUGUGUGUGUGUGUGUGUGUGUGGCAGCACAGAACAGCACAUUUCUUGCCUGCAGAAUUGUGUGGUUUCAUCUAGUUGAACAGAGGUGUAUGUGUGCGUGUGUGUGUGUGUGUGUGUGUGUGUGUGUCUUGCCACUGUCAGAAUACUGACUGGACACCUCACACAGGUCUUGAGCUGCCCUUUUUUCUCAUUUUUUACCCUCUCCCUUCAGGUGAACAUCAUCUGGCAAUGUACAUGUGCAUACUCUGUGUGUGUGUGUGUGUGUGUGUGUGUGUGUGUGUGUGUGUGUGUCAUGCCUGUAAAGUUAAGAAUGUGACUGAGCAUGUGUCUCAUUAUUCGUCCUUGGAGUCCUUGCAUUGAAGAAGAAUUUAGUAAUCUCUAGUUGUCACAUGACCCUUUUCCUGUUGGCAUGAAGAAACGGUUAAGUUUUCCAUGU
Lampris incognitus (smalleye Pacific opah) is the source of this 4460-nucleotide messenger RNA. It is a transcript of the gene ubp1, whose product is annotated as upstream binding protein 1. Gene Ontology annotation, molecular function: DNA-binding transcription activator activity, RNA polymerase II-specific; RNA polymerase II cis-regulatory region sequence-specific DNA binding. Gene Ontology annotation, cellular component: nucleus. Gene Ontology annotation, biological process: regulation of transcription by RNA polymerase II. The transcript is spliced from 16 exons. The record is from RefSeq and is a predicted model, not a curated record. Lineage: Eukaryota; Metazoa; Chordata; Actinopteri; Lampriformes; Lampridae. Bases 778 to 2406 code for a protein of 542 amino acids.